AGGUGCCCAAAUGUACUUUUAAGGCGCUACUUACGGUUAUGUGACUGGAAUAUGAAUGAAAGGACGGACGGCAGUGAUGUGGUAGUCACAAUAGGAGUUUGUGCAAUGGCAAAGAAAGCGAUGUCAAAACCAAUGAAGGAAAUUUUGAGAAGAAUGGACAAAUUUCAGCACAUUAAGAUAAUAAUAUUCGACGAGAAAAUGAUAUUAGAUUCACCAAUAGAGUCAUGGCCCAUUUGUGAUGCACUGGUCAGUUUUUAUUCUGAAGGAUUUCCUCUCAAAAAAGCUAUUGCUUAUUCGAAGCUUCGGAAGCCUUACCUUGUCAAUGAUCUUGAGUCCCAAUACAUUUUAAUGGAUAGAAGAAGGGUUUAUGAGUGCUUGACGAGAGAAGGUGUUCCAGUUCCGAGAUAUGCAUUUGUUGAUAGAACAUCAGAAAACCCAGUGAAAGUUGUUGAGCUUGACGAUUCGAUUGAGAUUAAUGGUGAGGUUUUUCACAAACCAUUCGUAGAAAAACCUUUGCAUGCUGAAGAUCACAACAUCUACAUCUACUUCCCUAGUAGCGCUGGAGGAGGUAGUCAGCGUCUCUUUCGAAAAGUUGGAAAUCGCAGCAGCAAGUACUUUCCACACAGUAAUAUUCGAACAAAUGGGUCUUAUAUGUAUGAGGAAUUUAUGCCAACGGAUGGUACCGAUGUAAAGGUCUACACGGUCGCGGAUGAUUAUGCUCAUGCAGAGGCUCGAAAAUCUCCUGCCUUAGAUGGGAAGGUAGAACGAGAUCACGAAGGUAAAGAAGUUCGCUAUCCUGUCAUACUAACACCUAGAGAGAAAAUCAUUGCCAAGAAAGUAGCAAAAGCUGUUCGGCAGCAAAUCUGUGGAUUCGAUCUUCUUCGGGCUAAUGGAAUGUCUUAUGUUUGUGAUGUAAAUGGAUUUUCUUUUGUAAAGUCUUCCAAAAAGUACUAUGAUGACUGUAGUCACAUUCUUGGUGUGUUAAUUACUCGAAAAAUAGCACCACGAUUGUGUUUGCCGACCAACUUACCUCCAGGUACGGAUGUAGAUACUCCGCUGGUACCAACAACUUGUGGAGCAAUUAUGGAACUUCGUUGUGUAAUCGCUGUCAUUCGUCAUGGUGACAGGACACCAAAACAGAAAAUGAAAAUGGAAGUUUGCCAUCAGAAAUUUUUCUCAUUUUUCACUAAGUACGCUGGUGGUUGGGCUCGUGAAUUAAAAAUCAAACGUCCUACCCAAUUGCAAGAAAUUUUAGAUAUCGUGCGAUCCAUUUUGGAAGAAAUUGAUUCCGGCCAGUGUACUGAUAAUUGUCUUCUUCGAAUAAAGCCAAAGUUUGAGCAACUAAAAUAUGUUUUAGAAAUGUAUGGGUCAUUUAGCGGAAUUAACCGUAAAAUUCAGUUAAAAUAUCAACCACAUGGAAUUGGUAAAGGAUCAAAGAUUGGUUAUUCAAGUAGUAUUCCAAUAUCAUGUGACUGUACUGACGAAUGUGACAACACCCAACCUUGCCUAUUAGUUGUCGCGAAAUGGGGUGGAGAAUUAACAGCCGCAGGAAAGCAACAAGCAGAAACUCUAGGAAAAGCUUUUCGUUGUAUUUACCCAGGUGGAGAUGGCCAUUAUGGUAAAGAUCCUGGUCUUGGAUUAUUACGUUUACACAGUACUUAUCGGCAUGAUUUGAAGAUAUAUGCUUCUGACGAGGGUCGGGUCCAAAUGACAGCUGCAGCUUUUGCUAAAGGUUUCUUGGCAUUAGAAGGGGAAUUGCCACCGAUCCUUGUUCAGAUGGUCAAGUCAGCUAAUACGAACGGUCUUUUAGAUAAUGAUAACGAUUGUCGUCACUAUCAGCAGAUGGUUAAACGUCGAAUCAAUGAAGUGAUGUCAAAAAACAGCGAUUUCACCGCUGAAGAUAUUGCUACUCUUGUUCCUACUGGCGCACGUUCUAUAAUUAAUGCUAUGCAGUAUGUUGAAAGCCCGUAUAGAGCAUGUGGUCGCCUGUUUGAACAUGUUCGUCUGUUAUCUAAUCGUCUUGCUUGGCUCUCACGAAGUUCCAAAGAACGCAGUCGAAUACACUUGUAUCAAGGUGAAAGUUGGGACCUAUUGCUCAGACGUUGGGGAAAGCUAUUAAAAGAUUUUCGAUCUCCUGAAGGAGAAUACGAUCUUUCUAAAAUUUCAGAUAUAUAUGACAACAUAAAAUAUGAUUUGCAACACAAUUCUGGCAUUUUACUAGAAUCUGAGGUGCAAGAUUUCUUCAUGUGUGCAAAGUCGCUAGCUGACAUUAUUGUCCCACAGGAAUAUGGUAUAACAAAAGAAGAAAAACUAGUGAUAGGUCAACGUAUUUGUACUCCACUUAUGCGAAAAAUUUUAUCAGAUGCUCGUUAUACAGAUGUAGAUGAGUGUACACGGUUGCAUGCUGGCCAUCGCCCAAAUCACGGUGAGCCUUGUCCCGAUUGUUAUUCAAAAGGAGUUGCUUCACCAGAACGAUUUGUUCGUAGUCGCUUGUAUUUCACUAGUGAAAGUCAUAUUCAUUCAUUACUUACUUGUCUAAGAUAUGGUGAAUUAGCAGAUAUUGUGACAGAUGAACAAUGGAGACGUGCUAUGGAUUAUGUGUCGUCUAUUUCCGAAAUUAAUUAUCUUGCUCAAAUUGUAAUUAUGAUUUAUGAAGACCCUACUGUGGAACCGAAAACUGAAAAGCGAUUCCAUGUUGAAUUACACUUUAGUCCUGGUGCUUUUGCAUUAUGUCAUGAUCUCCCUGAAGGUAGUGGUUUUCGAUCUGGAAAGUUGGUGCGUCUGAAUUCUCAAAUGAGCGUAAUGAGUAGCGGUACAUCUGUGGAUAAAGGAAGUUCUGACUCAAUGCCGCAAUCAGCAAUCCCUUCUGUUACACCUAUUGUUCCUGCUAGUGAACAAGACAGGAAAGAUCUGUUUGAUAAAUGUAGUGGUAGACAAACAGAUCGAAGUAGUGAAUAUCACCAAAAUCUUGGGUCAUUUGACUCAAGUGAAUGUUCAUUCUCGGGAUCUUCCGCUAACGACAAAGCUUCAGGUAAAUCUACAACAGUGGUAUCAAAAAAAUUUGAUUCUUUAGAUUUGUUUCGUUGGAGUUUUGAUAGUGAUAGGAAUACGUAUGAAUUAUGUAAGAAUCAAACAGAGACUUUUAAUGAUUCAUCUCUUACCGAGCAAUGUCCGGUUCGCAGGUCACAUAGUGUUCGUUGUAACCUCGCUUCAAAUGUUUCUCGAGAAAACACUGUAAACCACGAAGAAACUUUGAUUGUCAACCACAGAUCGCAAUCUCAAGGUCGUCCUUCUGUUUUGCCAUUAUCACCUGUACCAUCAACCUCUACUCUAGAAUUAACUGGAACUCCUACAGCGUCAAAUACAGAAGUUGGUAUUGGACGAUUCACUGUUACGCGGUUCACUGAUAAUAAAAGUGCUUUGGGUCCAAAUUUUCCAAGUGAAUCGAAAACUGAUAAUUUAUUGUCGACAUUACCGUAUACAAAUAAACUAAAAACAUAUCACCUUAAACAUUUUUCACGUUCGAGUUUCUGCCAACAUUCUGCCCGUAAUAGGUCUAGUUCAUGUCAUCCUGAUGUUUACAGAAAGACAAAUUUAACUACAACCCUAUUAUCAAAACCUAGAUAUUCAUGUAUUUCAAAACUACUUCAAACGACAGGUAAGCUUAAUGAUUUUGGCGAGUUUAAGAAAUAUGAUUAUAAUGAACAACUGUCUUUUGAAUGUUCCUGUUCAAAUACUAAUUCGUCACGUUUCGCUCCUGUAAUUCAAUGGCUUUCAAAGCAGUCAGAACACUUAGUGAAAUCAGAUGAAAAAUGUGACAAUGAGGAUCACAAAUCAAAUCCAACCGACAUAGAAGACAAGAGAGUUCGAGAAACACCGAAACGGCUAACUUUUGGGGCUCGUAAAUUAUACGAUUCAGCUGGUUCAAAUAAUUCUACUAGAAUAAAUCAACAUAAUAGCACAGGCUCUGUCCAUUCAUCAAAAAAUCAAGAUUUAACUUCCACAUCUACUCGAGCUCGUUUAACUCCACUUCCUUCUGAUGAACCGGUGUCUUCUAACACAAAUGAAUCGACUCAAUUUUCAAUGGAUUUACCAUUCAAUCAAAUUAAUUCUCAACCAGUCAACAAUUUUUUGUCAUCAUCUGGGGCUGACAGUGGUGUAGAUGAUGAUCCUGUUAUCAAUCAGACUUUGAAUGCUAUCACUUACCCUAGUCGUCAAAGUCCAUAUCAUUUAGAUAUUGGACGUCUUGUAAGAGAAACUGAACAGAUCUACAGACGUUUCAGUUCUGCAGCCCGUAAAUUAUAUGUUCUAUACAUCACUUUUCAUUUAUACAGUGUUCGUUGUUUUCACGUAACAUCAUUUGGCAUCAUUUUUGUAUUAUUGCCUGUUUCCAGUUUGAAUAGAUGGUGCAUGGUUUGUUGAUACAGUACAUUUCAUUUGACCUGGAUUAACGGCUCCUGUUUAAUUAAACUGUUGUAUCGAAACAUCUGACCUAUACUACUGAUAGAUAAUGUCUAAAAUGAAUAAAUCGGAGAGUUGAAGAAACACUACAUUUUUCAUAUUUUCCAGUGGUUUUAAGUCUUACUCACUUUCGACUGUUACCAUAUUUUUUACCAUUUUCCUAGUAUGGCAUUGAAAUCACGAACUGAUAUAAGUUAGAUAAAAACUAGAAGUCUCGAAGUACUGGACAACCAUUUCGUCCCAGUAUUGGGACCACUCGGCCGUAUGCAUCCACGACCUUGCGAUGGGGGAUGGAACUCAGGACCCAUAGAUCAGUAAACUGAGACCCAACUGUGUUCAAGUCUAACUUCAAUCAAUUCACGGCAUCGCGUGACCAUCUUCCAUUGACUUAAGUCUAUACCUUUUCCUACGCCCAACAGAGUUUAGCUCCACUGAUCCCUCUCGAAGCUAGUCACUGGUAAUCUCAUGAUAAUUUUCAGUUUUGCGAAAAUUGUUUGGCGUCUGCAUGUGAUGAUGUAGGUCCUGACUUUGAUUCCCGCCUACGAGGUUGUGAGUGUAGAUUGCUAGAGUCCCAUACUAGGACGAAACGGCCGUCUAGUACUUCCAGGUUUACAAUGGUUGUCCAACUUAGAUUGGUUUGUAAUUUCAAUGAAAUUCAACAAUCUCCUUAAGCCCAUACUGAAAAUUCCUAGUAUAUGUAUUACUUUACCAGUUUUCAAUGUAAGUAGUGAGUGAUUUUCUUCAAGUCGGUUUUCAUUUCAAAAUUGCUUCUUAAAACUAGUUUAUUGUUAUUAGGACGAUACAUAUUGUUUGCUUCUCGCUUAUCAUCGGCUGUUAUAAUUAGUCAUAUUAUUUUUGUUAGUCGGAACAUAAUUUCUCAUGUAUAUUUAGUCAGUUUAUCGUCGUGUUUGUGUGAAUGAUCUUAAGGCUUCAUACAUUACUUACGCUUGGAAGCUUUUUGUUUCAGCAUAUUUAUCAUCUGUAAUGCAGUUAUUGUUAUCUUUACACUAACACCUUACAACAUUUAUUCUAGUUUGUGUUAGGUUUCUCAGUUCUUAUGUUUAUUUUUGUAAGGAAAAAUACGACAAGAAAUAUGACCAUUAAAUAUCUCUAUGCUUCAUUUUCUUUCUCUACAAAAAUAACCAACGUGAUGCUAAAUAAUAUCAGUUAGAUAAAAAAACGUGUAAACGAUACUUUAUAAAUUAUAACUUAAAUGUAAUUACGACCGUUGUAAAACAUUUAAUCCCUUUUGAAAAUUAUAAUAGUAUCAUAUAACACUAAUGUAAAAUGCCGUUUGUAUAUUCGCUUUUGAUUUUGUCUGCUUCGAAUAUAAAACAAUAUGUUAUUCUUUGAAAACAGUCUUAUUUGGUGAAUAUCUAUAUAGUUUUUGUUUUUCCUAACAAAUAUUCUCAUGUUUUAUGAGUUUAUGGUAUUAAAAUAUCAUGCGUAUAACAACAACAUAAACACUUGUAAUUCUUAGUUUUUCUUAUACUCAAAUGUAGUAUAGUUACUGCAAAAGAAAGUUCGGACUGAAUAUUUCUUUAAGUUUUUGAUGUUUUUGAAAUAACUAUGCAUGAUAAUGGAAAGAUUUUCUCUCUAUUAUAGUAUAAGUCAUUAAUAGGUUUCAAGUUUGUUUUUUUGCUUUUAUUCCAUUUGAUGUCGGUUUGUUGCACGUCAUUUAUGGAUGCAUGUUGUUACAACUUUUAUUUUCUCAUCUACACGUAUAAAAAUACUAAAUUCAUUCAUCAAUAAUUUAUUUCAUGUAUUUAUAGAUAACAUACAUUUUUUGUAAAUAAAAUUAUCACGUGAAUAUCUAAAUAGUACUUUGAUACUAAUUGUGUGUAAUGUAUGUAUCUACCAGUUUUACCAACGACUAACUUAUAGUUUGAUUUCAGUUCUAAAUUUUUCGAUAUUCUAGAACAAAUAAGUUUGCGGUUAUCAGUGCAAUCCAAGAUGCACGUUAUUUAAAACUCAUCAGUUUAAUGUACUUGAAUCCUAGUGUUGUUAACACUAAGAUAUAGAUUGAGAUCUUAUCACUUCAAAAAACAGCUAGUUAGUCUAGUCACUGUUUUGCUCAACGGGUAUGAUAUAUACAUUAUUACCGGUUAUACAGAACCAGUCAGUUCAAGAUGCACAUGUACCAUCUAUGAUCGGUCAAAAUCCAUUCCUAAAUAUCAACAAAGGGAUAUAUCUAGCCUUUUCUAUUAAUGACUUCAAAUUUCCUAGUUUGAUAGAUCGAUAAAUUGUCCUUCUAUGUAUCAACAUAUUUAUUUAUUUAUUCAAACAUUUAAACAUUGGUACAAGAGGCACCAAAUAUAUACGCGCCACACUUCGUCAUUCGAUUUGUCUGAGGGCCGGGAUGCUUCCCGGGCGUUCAAACCGAAGCAAGUAGCUUUCUUAUAUAUACAUUCAUUUACUGAGAAUAUAAUUUCAUUUAGCUCAUUUUCAUUGUGUACCUUCCUUUAUCUGUUUGUAUUCUUGUAGAUUUCAUUCGUUCUAUUUGUAAUAAUUUACUAAAUAGGUUCAUUAAGUUUUGUAUUCUUUUAUUAUCACUUUUCUAGCCACCCCACUGCACUUUCCUCCUCAAGUUAGCCUUAUCGUUUUACUUAAUAAAUACCAAAUUGUUGUACAAUUUCAUUCUCUUUUAAUUUAUCAGUAUAAAAGUUGUCAAGCUAUUUGCUAGAAACAUUUCAAUUAACUCAGACAAACUUAAGUUUCAAAGUAAUAGUUCAUCAUUUCCUGAUUAUAGCAAUUGAUUGUGUAAACAAAUAACUGAUAGUUAUAUUCAUGGAUUAUUAGAGAUACAUCUAAUAAAAUGAAGCAAAUACACGAGGAAAAUGAAAACUACUCAUCACUAUUGUUCCUUUUUUAUAGCUGUUGCCAUGGGAGCGCCGUUUGCACCGCCAAUAUGUCGAAGUCUUAUAAGUACAGCGGUUAUACGUGGUUCACGCGAUGAUAGCCAAGCAUCUAGUAGUGUUCCUGAUUUUAAAAGAUUAACAGAAGAUAUAAGCGUGGCACCUCGAACGUUAACUCCUGGAAGCUCUCAAGAAUUUUUGGUUCCCAGUGCGCCAUGUGUCCCAGAAGUUUAUCCCCUGGAAACACUACAUAACGCUUUAACUUUAAGUCAAUUGGAAGCCUUUCUUGUUCGUCUAACUACUCAUAAGUUUCCAACUCCAUUUACAUCACCGAAACAUCCAUCUACUCCUGUAAAUUAUUAUCACCAUCAUCAUCAACCUCAGUUAAGUCAAACUACUCUUGAGUUCUUCUCUCAGCAUCAUGACUUAUGUAGUAACAUAUCUUCCUCAUUUCCUAAUUCUACUGGAGAUUAUACUGCUACACAGGACUGUUCCAAUAUUACUGAUGAAGCCUCCACUCAACUACAGCAACCUGUUUCAUCAAAUGUUACGUCAAUAAUCCCAUCCGCUUCACUGUUUCAAAAAAUUACUUUCAGAAAUACAAAUUACCAACAGUAACUCAAAAAAAUUCCGACGGUCUUUUCUUCCCUAAUUAAUAAAAGUCGAUUUCGUCGUCUGUGGAUAAUUGAAGAAUAUCACAAGUUCACUUUUGCCUCCGCUUCUGUAUACAUAUAAUAAACAGUUUUCACCUAAACUUAUAUGAUCCCUUUCAUCUAGAUAUUGAUCUCUAAUGAACCAAGUAUUUAUUACUGGUUUUAUUUUAUUACCAUUAUUCUCUUAGAAUUUUUUUCAGUUUGUCUGUAUUUGUUUGCUCUGUGGUUCGUUCUUUGUAUAUAAUGGUUUUCUAAUAUUGCCUUUUUAUUUUGUGUACUUUUUUUUCUUUUCUGUUAGUUAUUUAAUAAUAAUUCGAGAAAAAUUCAGGUAUUGGUUUGAAUAAUUG
Messenger RNA from Schistosoma spindalis, 8316 nucleotides. NCBI's taxonomy places the organism in Eukaryota, Metazoa, Platyhelminthes, Trematoda, Strigeidida, Schistosomatidae. The record is from the annotation of a GenBank genome assembly.